GUUUCACUCUGUCACCCAGGCUGGAGUGCAGUGGUGUGAUCUAGGCUCACUGUAACCUCUGCCUCCCGGGUUCAAGUGAUUCUCCCAAGUAGCUGCAGUUACAGGUGCCCGCCACCAUGCCCAGCUAAUUUUUGUAUAUUUAGUAGAGACGGGGUUUAGCCAUGUUGGCUAGGCUGGUCUCCAACUUCUGACUUCAAGUGAUCUGCCUGCCUUGGCCUCCCAAAGUGCUGAGAUUACAGGUCACAGCAUAUUUGUGGAGGAAGAUGUCCCUGGUAGAUUUGGGAAAGAAGCUUUUAGAAGCGGCACGAGCAGGUCAAGAUGAUGAAGUUCGUAUUUUGAUGGCAAAUGGAGCUCCCUUUACUACAGACUGGCUGGGAACUUCUCCACUUCAUCUAGCAGCACAGUAUGGUCAUUAUUCCACCACAGAGGUACUGCUGCGAGCUGGUGUGAGCAGAGAUGCCAGAACCAAAGUGGACCGAACACCAUUACAUAUGGCAGCUUCUGAGGGCCAUGCCAGCAUAGUAGAGGUUUUACUUAAGCAUGGUGCUGAUGUCAAUGCAAAGGACAUGUUAAAGAUGACAGCUCUCCAUUGGGCCACAGAACACAAUCAUCAAGAGGUGGUGGAACUUUUAAUCAAAUAUGGUGCUGAUGUACACACGCAAAGUAAAUUUUGUAAAACUGCAUUUGAUAUUUCAAUAGACAAUGGAAAUGAAGAUUUAGCAGAGAUAUUACAGAUUGCUAUGCAGAACCAAAUCAACACAAACCCAGAGAGUCCUGACACUGUGACAAUACAUGCUGCAACACCACAGUUUAUCAUUGGACCUGGAGGGGUGGUGAACCUAACAGGUCUGGUAUCUUCAGAAAAUUCAUCCAAGGCAACAGAUGAAACGGGUGUAUCUGCUGUUCAGUUUGGAAACUCUUCUACAUCAGUAUUAGCUACAUUAGCUGCCUUAGCUGAAGCAUCUGCUCCAUUGUCCAAUUCUUCAGAAACUCCAGUAGUGGCCACGGAGGAAGUAGUUACUGCAGAGUCUGUGGAUGGUGCCAUUCAGCAAGUAGUUAGUUCAGGGGGUCAGCAAGUCAUCACAAUAGUUACAGAUGGAAUUCAGCUUGGAAAUUUGCACUCUAUUCCAACCAGUGGAAUUGGUCAGCCCAUCAUUGUGACCAUGCCAGAUGGACAACAAGUAUUAACAGUACCAGCAACAGACAUUGCUGAAGAAACUGUUAUAAGUGAAGAACCACCAGCUAAGAGACAAUGUAUCGAAAUAAUUGAAAACCGGGUGGAAUCUGCAGAAAUAGAAGAGAGAGAAGCUCUUCAGAAACAGCUGGAUGAAGCAAAUCGAGAAGCACAAAAAUAUCGACAGCAGCUCCUAAAGAAAGAACAGGAAGCAGAGGCCUACAGACAGAAGUUGGAAGCUAUGACUCGUCUUCAGACUAAUAAAGAAGCUGUUUAAUUGAAAUGAACAUGUAGUUUGAUUUUACUUUUGGUCAAGAAAGAAUACAAUCUUGAACUGUACACAACGAAGGUACAGCCAUGGGAAUACAGAAUGAUAGAAGAGACUACAGAUGGAUAAUUGGACUUAAGCCAUGAGCUCUGAGUUCUUGUAACAUAAAACUUUACUUUAGAAGUUGUGAAAUGUAUUUAAAACUGAAUUCUGUAAAUAGUUUUUUUUUUUACAGUUCCAAAUGAGUUGAUAAAGAUUGUUGAAGAGAUCCAAAACCAGAAUAAGCCACUGUUUUUGUGAAUUCUUUUUGAUUUUAGUACAAACCUUAAUUUCUCAGAAACAGAACAGUUUUAAGGGUGAUCGUUGUUGGUUAGACCAAAUGUUGUGUAAUAAUUAUGGUGGACUGAUGCUGGAAUUACUCCUGUAGGUAUAAACCUCUAUAUGAAGAGAAGAUUUCUCCCAGGAAAUCUUUGUACAGCUUUAAGUUGUGUCAGAUUCUCUGAAAACAUUUUUUAGGAAGCAAAAUUUUUAUAUUUGUUCAGUUUCAGCUAUACCCAAGUAGAUUUACAUGUAUAUGAAGCAAAUAUUUUUUAAAAUUUCUGUUUGUACAUAUUCUGCAUGUUUUAUAAUUUCAAAAUGCAUCACUUACAUAGGUAUUUCUCCCACAGAAAUGAUGAAAGUGACCAGAAAAAAACAAAAACAAAACCCCUUUACUCUGUAGGUCAUUGAAACGAAGUAAGCUGGCAGCUGGUUUUAUUGGAAUGACAGUGUUCUUGGAAGGAGCAGCCUACAAGAUAACUUGAAUUUGCCAAUUCUGCAAAAUCUGUGCUUUUUCGAAAAUUUAAGAGUGGGGACGUGAAACUGUAUUCUGUGCCUUCCAUCAUGAUUUCCACAUGAAAGCACUUUAAGGCACUGAUUUUAAGAUAAUGUUUUUGGAAAACCCAACGCAUAUGGGUUUCUGAAAUAUUUUAUGGACUUAUUUCUCCCCAGGAAAUUAUUCUUACGGAAAAAAAUUGCUUUUGUAUGUAGAACAGGAACUUUUUGUAAUACAGUGAUGCAAUAGACAUGUCUAAUGUAACUUCUACUUUUCCCUUUGAAAGCUCAGUGUCUGUGCUGUGACUUGCUCUCAUCACAAUAUUGUUGAAUUCCACAAUGUAUGGACAUUAAACACUGGCAGACUGUUCACUUUUUCUUUUUUUUUUUUGGUAAAAUAUUACUUCAAACCCCUUUUUCUUGCUUUAUUUUUCAGUGUUUUAUUGCUUUAUGAACUGUUUAACCCUGAAAUCCCUCUAGGUUAUCUAUACUGUAUAAAAAAGCAAUUACCCUUAAAACUGUACUCUGGCCUACUUUUCUAUUUUGCAAUUAAAUAUCUUUUUCACAUA
This is a messenger RNA of Gorilla gorilla gorilla (western lowland gorilla), 2824 nucleotides long. RefSeq names its product GA binding protein transcription factor subunit beta 1 (gene GABPB1). Gene Ontology annotation, biological process: positive regulation of transcription by RNA polymerase II. The transcript has 10 exons. The coding region runs from base 264 to 1451 and encodes 395 amino acids. Lineage: Eukaryota; Metazoa; Chordata; Mammalia; Primates; Hominidae. The record is from RefSeq and is a predicted model, not a curated record. Gene Ontology annotation, cellular component: nucleus. Gene Ontology annotation, molecular function: transcription cis-regulatory region binding; protein binding.